This is a messenger RNA of Apis cerana (Asiatic honeybee), 3251 nucleotides long. Its product is annotated as alpha-amylase 4N. The record is from RefSeq and is a predicted model, not a curated record. Gene Ontology annotation, biological process: carbohydrate metabolic process. Gene Ontology annotation, molecular function: alpha-amylase activity; cation binding. NCBI's taxonomy places the organism in Eukaryota, Metazoa, Arthropoda, Insecta, Hymenoptera, Apidae.
UUAAUAUUUUUUUUUUUUGUUGUUUAUAUACAUAUAUUUUUUCUUAUAUCGAGUGAUUAUUCAGAAGUAUUAAUAAAAGAUGAAUAAAAAUUUUUUAAAAAAAUUGUCGGAUCUCUAUAAGAUUUGUUUGUAUUACAAUUAUAAAAUAUUUAUAAUUGCAAAAAAAAUUUUUGAGUUCCUAAAGUUAUAUUUAGUUUAUAUAUUUAUAUAGUUAUUGUUUAUAUAGUUUAUAUUUUCUUGAGUUCCUAAAGUUUAUGAUUAAUUAUUAUUCAUCGAUACGAUCAAGUCACGUAUAAUUUAUUAUUAUUAUUCGUUUAUUGUGACAUUUGUGCACGUCUGUCACGUGUGAAAAUAAUUCUUUAAAAAAUUUAUCAUCGAAGAAAAUUACUUUGCAUUGAACGAUAACUCAAAUAAUAAAUGGAGCAUUGUUUGACAAGUGGAAAAAUUUACAAAACAAUGAAAUUUUUCAAAACAAAAGAGAAAAGGUUAUAAAUAUGUUUUUCAUAAUAUAUAUUCGGGAGAAGUUCAAGAAGAAACAACAAAAUUUUUUUACGUUCAAAAAAUAAAUAUACGAUAUUAUUUUUAAAUUUUUUUUACAAUUCAAUUAUUAUAUAUUAUAACAUUUUUUAUAAUUAUUGUAUUAUUAUUAAACAUAUUUUAUUAUUGUGAUAUAUGUUUUUUAGAUUGUUGUUUUUCAUCUAAUAAUAUACAGAUUUUUAAUAUACAGAUAUUUGCAUUAAUACAUUUAUUUUUCUCGCUAAAUUUAACAACAUAAAUGAAAAAUCAAAAUAUUCUAAAAUACAUGUUAAAUGACUAAUAAGUUACAUUGAUAAAAUAUUUUUUAAGAAAGAAAUUCAACACUAAAUAUUCGUUUCAUUGAAAAUAAAUAAUCGGACAUAAAAUACGAAAAUAGUGAAAUUUCUUCCAAUUUAAAUAAAUUUCAGUAUUUAUAUUACUUUAAUAAAUAUAAAUAGUAUAAAGAUCAUAAAAGUGUGAAAAUAUACGCAACUCGCUAUAAACCGGUUCAAAUAAAACAUGAAAGGCGAAUACGAAGAAUUAAUCUGUUUUAAAUAUAUUCAGAUCAAGAAAUAUAAAAGCCAUGUGCGUCAUUCAAUGAUGAAAAUAGAAGUAAAAAAAAAAAAAAAAAAAAUUUAGAAUUUUCAACCGAAACAUUAGUCACAUUGUUGAAAACACUUCUCCUAUAUUUUGUUUGCUCCACAACAAUAACGUGAUAAGAUGAGUUCGAGUGAAAUAAUUGCAUCGAAUAGACAAUAGAUGUGACUCGUAUUGAUAAAAUGGUAAAUUGGUGGCAGAGGGGAUGAUUGACCUUUGGAUACAGUGAAAAGAGAUUACGUAAAUGACGAUGGUUUAUAUAUUAGAGACACGAGUAUUUUGCAACGUAGACUGACUAUGAUGCCCGCGAUCGUGUUAUUGUUGGCACUGCUCACGUUGGCAGCGGGUGAAAUUUCUCACAAUGACCCACAUUUUGCUCCUGGCCACGACGCUAUCGUCCAUCUCUUCGAAUGGAAAUGGGGCGACGUUGCGAAAGAGUGCGAACAAUUCCUUGGACCUGUAGGUUUUGGUGGAGUUCAGGUAUCACCGGUACAAGAGAACAUAGUGAUCGACAAGAGGCCAUGGUGGGAACGUUAUCAACCGAUUUCCUACAAAUGGGUCACGCGAUCGGGCACGCGAGAACAAUUCAUCGAUAUGGUGGCGAGAUGUAACAAAGCGGGUGUACGGAUCUACGUGGACGUCAUAAUGAACCAUAUGUCCGGUGAUUGGAACGACGCACGCGGUACAGGGAACUCGAGGGCGAACACGUACAAUUUCGACUAUCCGCAAGUGCCCUACACCGUGAAAAAUUUCCACCCUCGUUGCGCAGUGAACAAUUACAACGAUCCGUCAAACGUGAGGAACUGCGAGUUGGUUGGUCUCCACGACUUGGAUCAGAGCCAGGAGUACGUCAGGUCGAAGCUUGUUGACUUCCUCGACGAUCUGGUUGCAGUUGGUGUUGCCGGUUUUCGAGUCGAUGCUGCGAAACACAUGUGGCCGAGCGAUUUGAAAACGAUUUACUCGAGAGUGAGAAAUCUGAACACGACGCACGGUUUCCCUAAAAAUGCACGACCGUACAUAUUCCAAGAGGUGAUCGAUUACGGGAACGAGGCAAUCUCGAAACGGGAGUACAACGAAAUGGCGGCGGUGAUCGAGUUCAAAUAUUCAUAUGAAAUUUCCAAUGCGUUUCGGGGGAACAAUAAUCUGAAAUGGUUGGUAAACUGGGGAGAGCAAUGGGGUUUCUUACCUUCGAAGGAUUCUCUCGUUUUCGUCGACAAUCACGACACCCAACGCGACAAUCCUCAAAUCCUCACUUACAAAUACUCCAAACAGUACAAGAUGGCUGUCGCAUUCAUGCUGUCCCAUCCAUUCGGCACCCCACGAAUAAUGAGCUCCUUCGACUUCCAAAGCAAGGAUCAAGGACCGCCUAACGACGGCAAUGGCAACAUUCUGUCGCCUGUGAUCCACGACAACAUUUGCAGCAACGGAUGGAUCUGCGAACACCGUUGGAGGCAAAUCUUUAACAUGGUUCGUUUCCGCAAUUUGGUCAAAGGAACGAGGAUCGAUAAUUGGUGGGAUAACGGAAGCAAUCAAAUCGCAUUCAGUCGGGGAUGUUCCGGAUUUGUCGCGUUCAACGGAGAUCGAUACGAUCUGAAGCGAAAUCUGAAAGUCUGUCUACCUCCUGGCCACUAUUGCGACGUGAUUUCUGGUAAUUUGGAGAACGGAAGAUGCACUGGCAAGGUUGUCACUGUGCAAUCGGAUGGAAAUGCUGGUAUAGAGAUCGGUGCAGGAGAAGAGGAUGGAGUUCUUGCCAUUCACGUUAAGGUGAGUGAGUUUGAUAAGAAGUAAAUGAGAGAUUUUUUUGUCUUAUAUAAGUUCUUAUAUAAGUGGAAGGGAAAGUAAAAGUUUAUUGAGAUUUGUAAUAUUUUUUUUUAUAGAUUUUUUGAUUUAGUUGUUUACUCUUUCUUACUAACUCAACGUUAAUUCAUAAAUUAUUGUAAUAAAAUGCAAUGAUAAAGAAACUUGCUUGAAAAUAACAAUUUUAUCUUCAGGCUAAAAUGGCGUAAAGGAAUCAUAAACAUCAGAAGAGAUUGCGAUUGAACGAAGUGGAAGAUUCUUAAAAUUCAUCUUGCGACGAGAAAAGAUUGUAUUUAAUUCUUCGUAGAGCAAAUAACUAUUAAAUGUAUAUUGUUUACGUA